AUGGGAUUCGGUAAGGACCAAGUUAACGGGAGCUAUAAAAUAGUGAGGAUGUUGUCUGAUCCUGACCAUUGUCUGAUUCUUGAUAUUAACAUCGGGGAAUGGCGGGAACUGAGCCCGCCUCCUUGCGAGAUUGAAUCGAACAGGAAGUCGGCUUGCGUGAACGGGUCCGUUUACUGGUUAAACUUGUUCACUAAACACAAGUUACUGGCUUUGGAUCUCCACACAGAAGAGUUCCGGGUUGUCUCCGCAGAACCCCCGCCUAGGCAACAACCAGCAGCUCAGAUAGUGAACCUUGAAGGCCGUCUAGCCAUAGGCGAGACCAAUACUACAGGUGAAUGGAAGCUAGAGAUAUGGUGCAUGGAUGCACAGGAAGAAACAUGGACUAUGACUUACAACAUACUUUUAUCAUCCUUUGCAACUUUAUGGUGCCGAUGGCACAUUACCUACUUCACCCCACUGGCUGUUUCUGAGGGAGGGAGUCUUUUCUUCACUGACAAUAACAAGACGCUGUUCAAGUAUUCUCCAGACACGGACUCCCUCCGUUGUCCCUCUCCAGGCGUUUAUGUUAUAUCUCCACUGGUCGAGAAUUUGGUCCGGUUUCCUUCACCACCACCAGGAGGAGGAGGAUUUGUUUCCAAAAUCACCUCAUCGGGGCACCUUUAUGGAGUUAGCUAUCCGGAAGAUCAGGUUCCGGGCUCCCGGAUAUCCAGUUUUGUUAGACGGGUCCAAUUGGGGAUCCCCAAUAUUUUGCUUACCCUCUAA
Molecule: messenger RNA, 762 nt
Organism: Thlaspi arvense
Lineage: Eukaryota; Viridiplantae; Streptophyta; Magnoliopsida; Brassicales; Brassicaceae
Source: the annotation of a GenBank genome assembly